Solanum stenotomum is the source of this 783-nucleotide messenger RNA. RefSeq lists its product as uncharacterized. The transcript has 7 exons. The record is from RefSeq and is a predicted model, not a curated record. The coding region runs from base 1 to 783 and encodes 260 amino acids. NCBI's taxonomy places the organism in Eukaryota, Viridiplantae, Streptophyta, Magnoliopsida, Solanales, Solanaceae.
AUGGAUGUAGCUUCUGAUCAAGUCACAAGUAUUUGCUUUCACUGUGACAGAGCGAUUCCUUCUUUCAAUCUCGAUUUGCAUGUUGCUCACUGCUCACGGAAGCUUGAAAAAUGUAAACUCUGUGGGGAUAUGGUUCCAAAAAAACAUGCAGAUGAACAUUUCUUGAGCACUCAUGCUCCUGAAUCCUGUUCCUUGUGUAACGAGACAAUGGAGCGUGAGGUAUUUGCCGUUCACAAAGGUGAAAAUUGCCCACAAAGGCUUGUGGCAUGCAAGUAUUGCGAGUUUCCAUUGCCUGCAAUUGAUUUAUUUAUGCAUCAGGAUGUAUGCGGGAAUAGAACAGAACUCUGCCAGCUGUGUAACGGAUAUAUUAGACUCCGUGAAAUAAUGAUCCAUGAGAGUAGAUGCAAUGGAGGCACAGAUAACAUCUCAGAAUCUUCCAGUGACGGAUCGAUUUCUUCUUCUAAUGCAGAAGAACAUUUUUUGAUCAAUGAUGCACUGGAAACAUGCGGGGAAAAAACAGAACGCUGUCAUCUGUGUAGCAGAUAUAUUACUCUCCGUGAAAGAGAUGUUCACGAGAGUAGGUGUAGUGGUGGCACAUACACCAUUUCAGAAUCUUCCAGCAGCACUAGUCCGGCUGAGAGAGAUCACGGGGCUCCUAGAAGGAAGCUACGAGCAGUUCCCAAGACGCGGCUUCUGUUUACAACACUUGCAAUAACAGGCAUUGCUGUUUUAGUAGGCACACUUAUUUUCCAGAGGAAAACUGCAGACACUCAAGUUUCCUAG